CCAAUGAAAUAUUUUGUGACAAAAUCCAAUUACAGUUGUACAACACGACAGAGAUUUUUUUCUUGUCGUAAAACAACUUUAAAUGGCAUCAUAUGGCUCAGUUCCAGAUCUAAUAAGUAGUAGCGUAACGGUAGAUAUUGGAAAAGGCUAUGUCUCUGAUGAUGGCAUGAAACAGACUUCUACCACAGAAACCAUCUACCCAUUUGUCAGUCCACAGAAAUCUUUCAUCCGUACAGUCACAGCUGCAUUUCAUUCUAUACUACGCCUGAAAGAGACAAAGAAGAUUUUAGUGUUCCUGGCAUUGAAUGUAUUUGGUACGGCAACGUUGUUGGUAUGGUGUCAUGACACUAACAGUAUGGCUUUGACAGCCUACACAUACCUUACUAUAUUUGAUCUAUUCAGGUGAGUUUAUAUUUCUU
This is a messenger RNA of Mercenaria mercenaria, 419 nucleotides long. Its product is annotated as zinc transporter 6-B-like. NCBI's taxonomy places the organism in Eukaryota, Metazoa, Mollusca, Bivalvia, Venerida, Veneridae. The transcript has 5 exons. Bases 83 to 406 code for a protein of 107 amino acids. The record is from RefSeq and is a predicted model, not a curated record.